Messenger RNA from Rotaria socialis, 549 nucleotides. NCBI's taxonomy places the organism in Eukaryota, Metazoa, Rotifera, Eurotatoria, Philodinida, Philodinidae. The record is from the annotation of a GenBank genome assembly.
AUGUCAACGAAUAAUAGAGAAGCUUAUCGAUUAUCUUCUAAACAACGAAAACAUAAUACUACAGUAAUACCCGAAAUCUUCGAAGCACCAAAAAUUUUACGAAAGAGAAAACGACGAACGAAUUCAUCAAAAUUAAGUAACGAUGACGUCAUAUAUCAACGUUUUGUUGGUGAUCUUGAAAAAGAGAUUCAAGCCUAUGUAAAACAAUCGUUGCGUGAAAGUCGUUUUGAUACUCGAGCAAAUCAUUGUUUAGAAACAAACGCAUCAAUGACAACUUUGUUAGCUGCAUUGAAAUCAAGACAUGCACCUACAACUAUUGGUACCUAUCGCUCAAAUGAAACAGAGACUGUAAUCAGUUGUUUGAGUAAUAGAGAUGAAACAAACUCGAUGAUAAAACAAAAUGAAAGAAAACGUCUUGAAGCUGAUGUUCAAAAAAUUCUAAGUGGACCGGCCAUGAGAAAUUUCUACACACAUUUUAUUCGACCUCGGCGACACGACGAACUAUCAAAUCCGUUCGAACAAUUACUUUUAUAUGUAUCUGAACAAUAA